AAAGUUGUGAGAGUGUCUAUUCAGCCACUGGUUGAACUGAUCUCUCAUCAGCACUUGCUUUAGCUGGAACUUUUACAACAUGGUGUGUUUGCUGAGAGUGUGUAUUCUUCUCUUCAUGGUGGUCUCCUGUAAUGCCGAGUGCUACAUUCAAAAACCUGAAGUUGAUUUGUCAUCUGCCGACAACAUAACAAACCACCUACAAGGUUGUGUGGACUCUGAUGGAGUAAUCCAUGACUUCAACUCUGAAUGGGAGAAGGACUGUUACAACUGUCUUUGUGCACUAUUUGGCAUUAGAUGCUGUAACAAGAUCCCAACAGUAAUAGAGCACCCUGAUGAAUGUGAGAUGGUUGUUGACAAAACAACCUGCUCCUUCACUCUAGCACUUGUUUCAGACCACAGCAAACCAUGCCCAUUUGCCUAACACAACUGGACGCAAUCACACAUCUAUGGAAUAUGUCUUUGAUUGGGUAGAAAACAUUACAAAUAAAUUAAAGGCUUAACUGUAUAAUCUAAUUAUACAAUAAAAUGAUUUUUUUGUGGC
Cyprinus carpio (common carp) is the source of this 541-nucleotide messenger RNA. RefSeq names its product microseminoprotein beta (gene msmb). NCBI's taxonomy places the organism in Eukaryota, Metazoa, Chordata, Actinopteri, Cypriniformes, Cyprinidae. The record is from RefSeq and is a predicted model, not a curated record.